This is a messenger RNA of Cariama cristata (Red-legged seriema), 2045 nucleotides long. Its product is annotated as EF-hand calcium-binding domain-containing protein 5-like. The transcript is spliced from 10 exons. Lineage: Eukaryota; Metazoa; Chordata; Aves; Cariamiformes; Cariamidae. Gene Ontology annotation, molecular function: calcium ion binding. The annotation marks the transcript as partial. The record is from RefSeq and is a predicted model, not a curated record.
AUGGCUGGUCAGCCACGAGAAGCAGCCCAAACCGCAGAUCUAAAACAUCCGAAACUUGGAGAUAAGAAUAUGACUGCCACAGAAAUGAAGAGAAAUCAAGGGAAGGAUGAGCUGCCAUGUCUUGGUAAUUAUGCUCCAUGGAAAGACUGUUUUUAUGAAAAGGUACAGCAGAGGUGUCUGAAUCUGCAGGAGACCAAGGUGAAGACAAUUCACACACAAAAGGCAAAAGAAGAAAAGGUAAAGAAGAGAGAACCCUGUGACUGGCUGUCCAAAGAGUGGUUCAGUGAAGAGAAAGAGUCACUAGGUACUCGCAUCUAUUUACUUGACAAACUCCUACCUACGUUAAUCCCAGGACUGGAAAAACUGUUAAUGGAAGUGGAAAGAAAGAAUGUGCUUGAACCAGACAAAGAACCAACUAAAUUUAACCCCAUUAUUUUUCUUGGAGAAUAUCUGAUGAGACAUAACCCUCACUAUAGUAUUUCUACAAAACCAGGCCCGUACCUGAGAGGAAUGAAGAUGGUUACAGAGGAGCUAAAAGCUGAGAUGCCAGGUACAACGUCACAGAGGCUGGCCAAGAUGAAGGCUGAGGCCAAGAACAAACGUAAGGACAGGGAGCAGGCGGACAAUAUGAAGUCUCAGGUGAAAGAGAUGAGAAAGGAGGCACUGGCAAUUCAGUUCAAAGAGUGGACAGUGGAUGUCAGCGGCAGAAUACCGGUUGCACUGGUUCAGAGUGCCCUGAGGUCUUUUCCAGAUGUCGUUGCUUCUACUCCCAUAGAUGUGAGAAAAGCAAUCUAUGACAGGAAGCUGGAAAUCGUAGACACACUGGGAAAAAAAGUAAACGUAGAUGAAUUCACAGAGUAUGUCCAUUCCUACACCAAACAUUUUUCAAAUGACAUGUUCAAAGAAAUCCUGAAGCAUCUCUCUCAGUGUGCUGAUGACUUCCAAGAAGCAGUAAGAUGUGAUAUGUGGAGGCAAAUGUUUACUGAUCUCUUCCUGGAAUGUGAUUAUGGAAAGGUCGGUCUCUUAGAUAGACAAAAAAUACUUGCCCUACUGGUAGACUUCUAUGACAGAAGCCCGGUGAUUGCGAAGAGGGGAUUCUGUAACCCAAGAGAGUGGCCAAUAAUUGAGCUGCAAGAGAUUGAGCUUGCAGAUUUAUGGGGAGGCCUUGAUGACCAGGAAGUUUGUGAGGAACCCAGUGAAAAGUUAGUCUUGUCCCAAACAGAAAUUUCUGGGGGAGAGAUUUUAGCGUAUCAACCUGUAGGUGAUAACAGACGACAUACAUAUAGGAUGAGAACUAGCGUCAGAGAAGGUCUUUUUGAACAAAUGGGCAUGAGUGAAGCUGAGAGUGGAAGCAUUUCAAAGGAAGAAAACCAAGCAGCAGGAUCAAGUGAUGCUGAGGAUGCUGCAGUUGCAGAGGUUGUGAAAGAAACUCCUGCAGGAAAAGAGAGUUUUCCUAGGCAGCAUGGCAGCCAGUUUGGCCAACAGACAAGCUCAGAGACAAGAGUGCAGGAAGAGGACCUUCAGCAAGACCAAAGUAGAGACUUACGUCCCAUCAUGGCAGAGAUUCAGAACCGUUGGGCUUCUUGUACUAGGAGUGCCUUUGAUGAAAGCUGCCUCAACCUGCCACAGUUUGUACAGCUCAUGGAGACAUUUGUUUGUGAAGACAUUGCUCUGCCUACUGUGAAGAGGCUUAUUGCGUUUAUCAAAGAAGAAUACAAACAGACAGAAGAGGAAAAAAUGGAACAACUAGAAAAAGUCCAUCGCUUCUCUCACUUAGCCCAACGGAAACUGCUCUUGGAGGCACUUUUUGAAAAGUGGGACAUCAAUGCAUCUGGGUUUCUGGACCUGGAAGAGGUGGAUGCUGUUCUAAGUGCAUUCAGGGAAGGGAUGGAAAAAGAGGCCUUGAGGAAGGGUAAGGAAACAGUUCUGCUCGGAGAGAACAAUGUCAACACAGUAGGCCUUGAACUACUCGACAACAGUGCUAAUGAAGGUGUUGGCAAGCACCAGUCAUUUUUCGGUUUUGCAAGCAGUCAUAAGCAUACAAG